Molecule: messenger RNA, 369 nt
Organism: Austrofundulus limnaeus
Lineage: Eukaryota; Metazoa; Chordata; Actinopteri; Cyprinodontiformes; Rivulidae
Product: WD repeat-containing protein 17
Source: RefSeq, a predicted model, not a curated record
UCUCCUUCGUCAGGUCUGUCAGGACCUGGCUGAGUGGUACUUCCAGGACGGACGCUCGGUUCUGGCAGCGUGCUGCCACUUGGCUGUGGACAAUGUCCAGUUAGCCAUGGGCAGUCUGAUCCGAGGAAACGAGCUGGAGUUAGCUGCAUGUGUGGGCCUCGUCCUCGGAAAACUGGCCAAUCAGAGCACAGCAUACUGCCUCCAGCUGCUGGCCAGGAAAUACAUGACCACGCCCACCUGGUAAAGAACCCCGCCUACCUGUAACAGAACCCCUCCUACAGAAUACCCCUACAGAGCCCCUCCUACAGGACACCCCUACAGAACAUCUCCUACAGAACACCUCCUACAGGACACCUCCUACAGAACCCC